AUGUCGGAAGCGGCACAGCUGGACGCUUUCUUGGCGGCCAUGACGCAGUACGCGCCGACUAUCCCUGACGAGCUCGUUGAUUUCUACCUACAGCAAGCUGGCUGUACCACGAACGACGUGCGCGUUACGCGUCUCGUCUCGUUAGCAGCCCACAAACUCCUGCUGGACGUGACCCACGAUGCCAUGCAAUACCAUCGCAUUCGGUCACCAUCGCCAACCGUGUCACCACUGGCCGUCCAGCUGUCGGACGGCACUUCUUCAACUGGCAAUCGUGCAGUCCUGACGAUGGAAGACCUGGCUGCCAGCUUGAAGGAGUACGGCGUCAACAUUUGCCGACCUGAGUACAUGAGCAACGUCGCAGAGGAUCCGACACUGUAG
Molecule: messenger RNA, 378 nt
Organism: Peronospora matthiolae
Lineage: Eukaryota; Oomycota; Peronosporomycetes; Peronosporales; Peronosporaceae
Source: the annotation of a GenBank genome assembly